Messenger RNA from Medicago truncatula (barrel medic), 1856 nucleotides. Its product is annotated as cytochrome P450 94B3. The coding region runs from base 81 to 1670 and encodes 529 amino acids. Gene Ontology annotation, molecular function: monooxygenase activity; oxidoreductase activity, acting on paired donors, with incorporation or reduction of molecular oxygen; iron ion binding. NCBI's taxonomy places the organism in Eukaryota, Viridiplantae, Streptophyta, Magnoliopsida, Fabales, Fabaceae. The transcript has a single exon. The record is from RefSeq and is a predicted model, not a curated record.
UCAUUUCCUGCACAUAUAUAUACACACCUGCUAUAUUGCUCUAAAACUCAACCUAUAUCCUCACAACUCAAUUCUUAGCUAUGUUGUUCUACUUCAUUUUCUUUGCUAUUAUCUUCCUCUUCCUUCUCUUCAAGAGAAUAAUACUAACUCACAAUCCCAAAAACCAUAUUUCAUAUUUCACCACUUCUACUCACACCCCUCCUUCAUACCCCAUCAUAGGUUGCCUUAUCUCAUUCUACAAAAACAGCCACCGCCUUCUAGAUUUCUACACUCACCUUCUCUCCCAAUCUCCAACUCAAACAAUCCUCAUCAACCGCCUCGGCGCACGCCGAACCAUCAUAACCGCCAAUCCUCUCAAUGUUGAAUACAUCCUCAAAACCAAUUUCACCAACUUCCCUAAAGGUAAACCCUUCACAGAAAUUCUCAGUGACCUUUUAGGUUGCGGCAUAUUCAAUGUAGAUGGAAAGUUAUGGUCAAAACAACGUAAAAUAGGUAGCCAUGAAUUCACAACAAGGUCUCUCAAAGACUUUGUUGCAAAGACACUUGAAGAUGAAGUUCAACAAAGACUUAUUCCAUUGCUUGAAUUGGCUUCUGAUGGAAACCAUGUUAUUGACAUGCAAGAUGUUUUGAGGAGACUCACAUUUGAAAUUGUGUGUAAAGUUUCACUUGGCUAUGAUCCUUGUUGUUUGGAUUUAUCUAAACCUUUGCCACCACUUUUGUCGGCGUUCGACAAAGCUUCCGAGAUAAGUGCAAUACGCUCGCAUUCACCGAUUCAUUUGAUUUGGAAGAUCAAGAGGGUGCUUAAUUUAGGGUCUGAGAAAUUGCUUAAAGAAGCUGUUAAACUCGUUCACGAAUCAGUGAACGAAAUAAUAAGGAAGAAGAAAAAAGAAAUUAGUGAAAGAAAUAAUGUUAGUGGGAGUGAUUUGUUGACAAAGUUGUUGGAAGGAGGGCAUGAUGAAAUCAUGGUGAGAGAUAUGGUUAUUAGUUUUAUCAUGGCAGGGAGAGACACGACGUCGGCGGCAAUGACAUGGCUUCUUUGGUUAUUGUCAAAGAAUCCAAGCCAAGAGGAUUUGAUAGUAAAAGGAGUGAAGGAAGUUCUUGGAGGAAAAAACAAAGAUGAUGAGUUUGAGUUGAUGAGAUCUUUUGAUUAUGAAGGUUUGAAAGAGAUGAAGUAUUUGAAAGCUUGUUUGUGCGAAUCGAUGAGGUUGUAUCCACCGGUGGCGUGGGAUUCGAAGCAUGCUGCCAACAAUGAUGUGUUGCCGGAUGGAACUAGGGUUGGGAAAGGUGAUAGGGUGACUUAUUUUCCUUAUGGGAUGGGGAGGAUGGAGGCCUUAUGGGGUAAAGAUUGGAAUGAGUUUAAACCAGAGCGGUGGUUUGAAGAACCGAUCGAAGAAGGAGGUAAUAAUAACGAGGGGGUUUUGAAAUAUGUGAGCCCUUACAAGUUUUCGGUUUUUCAGGCCGGUCCAAGAGUUUGUCUUGGGAAAGACAUGGCUUUUAUUCAAAUGGAAUACGUUGUGGCUUCAAUUUUGAACCAAUUUGAAAUUAGGCCCGUAUCGAUUGACCAACCGGUUUUUGUUCCCUUUCUUACGGCUUAUAUGGAUGGUGGGUUCAACGUGAGGGUCCACAAAAGAGUUCAAAAUGGAACGUAUGGCCGCAAAAUGGGAGCAUAGAAUGGUGCUAGACAUGCUCUGCCAACAUGCGCUUACUUCUCUUUUAAUCUCUUUUAUGUAUUUUUCUCAUCCUAAUAUUUAUUUCCUUCUCUUUUUCAACAUAUAAUGUAUUUUCAUAAAGAUUAAUAAUGUACUGUAUUCAAAUAUUUCUAAGUUAUAUGAUGAGUUUAAAACAACUUGGUUAAA